Amblyraja radiata (thorny skate) is the source of this 5600-nucleotide messenger RNA. It is a transcript of the gene samd8b, whose product is annotated as sterile alpha motif domain containing 8b. Gene Ontology annotation, cellular component: plasma membrane; Golgi membrane; endoplasmic reticulum membrane. Gene Ontology annotation, molecular function: sphingomyelin synthase activity; protein binding; ceramide cholinephosphotransferase activity. The record is from RefSeq and is a predicted model, not a curated record. The coding region runs from base 70 to 1314 and encodes 414 amino acids. Gene Ontology annotation, biological process: ceramide biosynthetic process. Lineage: Eukaryota; Metazoa; Chordata; Chondrichthyes; Rajiformes; Rajidae. The transcript is spliced from 6 exons.
CGAGGCGGCGCCGGGUCCGCAGUGAGCGCUUGACGGGCCCGGUCACUGAACCGGCCGGUGGGUUGAACCAUGAUGGGAAUCCAGUUUAAUAUCAGACGCUGGAGCAGCAAACAUGUUGCCAAGUGGCUAAAGGAGGAAGGCUUCAGCGAUUAUGUCGAUCUUCUGUGUAAUAAGCACAGACUGGAUGGUGUCGCCCUGUUAACUUUGACUGAAUAUGAUUUACGCUGCCCACCUUUAGAACUGAAAGUGUUGGGUGAUAUUAAAAGAUUAAUGGUAUCUAUUCGGAAACUGCAAAAACAGCACAAAGAUGUCCUAACAGAGAUGGGUUACAUGAGUGACGAUUGUCCUGGUAAUGUUACACGUGCCACAAACACUUCACAAGGCAUGGACUGCCAGUGUAAUGGUGUGGAACACUUUGGGGACAGUGGUGGUUCUGUUGGAGACACGAAUAGUGAACAAUUUCAGAAUGGUAAAUACCACAAACAUCAAACACGAAAACUUGACCCCGAAUACUGGAAGACUAUUUUGAGUUCUAUUUAUGUGUUUAUAGUCUUCGGGUUUACAUCGAUUGUGAUGGUAAUAGUUCACGAACGUGUCCCUGACAUGCAAACCUAUCCACCCCUACCAGACAUAUUCCUGGAUAGUGUUCCAAGGAUUCCAUGGGCUUUUGCGAUGGCUGAGGUGUGUGGUGUUGUGCUUUGCAUUAUCUGGUUGUUACUGCUGCUACUUCACAAACACAGGUCUAUCCUGCUUCGCCGCAUGUGUAGUCUGAUGGGGACAGUGUUCUUGCUGCGCUGUGUAACUAUGUUUGUCACCUCCCUCUCUGUACCUGGCCACCAUCUACAGUGCUCUGGGAAGUUGUAUGGGGACCAGUGGGCCAAGUUCCAAAGAGCACUGGCGAUUUGGAGUGGUUUUGGAAUGACACUAACGGGUGUCCAUACCUGUGGAGACUACAUGUUCAGUGGCCACACUGUUGUCAUCACCAUGCUCAAUUUCUUUGUUACAGAAUAUACACCAAGAAGCUGGAACUUCUUGCACACCUUGUCUUGGGUAAUGAACCUGUUUGGAAUCUUCUUCAUCCUUGCUGCACACGAACAUUACUCAAUCGAUGUCUUCAUUGCAUUUUAUAUCACCACAAGGCUCUUUUUGUAUUACCACACACUAGCCAACACUCGAGCUUAUCAGCAGAGCCGAAGGGCACGCAUUUGGUUUCCAAUGUUUUCAUUCUUUGAAUGCAAUGUCAACGGCGCAGUACCAAAUGAAUAUAGUUGGCCACUUUCCAGACCAAGAUUAUUGAAGAGAUUAAUUGGAUAAGUAGUAAUCUGCCCUAACCAAUUGGUUUGUUGGACAAACAAAAGAUUAUGGAAAUAACUGGUUUUGUAUACAAGAUGUGUGUAGCCAAUACAAGCCAGAUGUAAAUGUGAAGGGGCCAAGGCCUUGAUAGUUGGCCAUAUGUAUGACUCAUGGCAAGUCACUACUUGAAAUUGUGCUUUUCAUUUGCUGCAAUAUGUCGACUCCAGCAGUUAGGAAUCCUGUUUGUUGUGGGCAGGGAAGCAAUCCACCCCCCCCCCCCCCCCCCCCCGCGUAAUGGGAUCUGUGCCUGGCUGUGCAGGUCAGGCAGGGUUUCAGUGAGUGUAUGAUGUGGUUCAUGGUGGUAUCGGGCUUGGGUUUAGGGUGAAGGGUGGGCACAGUAUAGGGUGGGAAUCAGGUCGGGUUUAGUGGUGGGGUCAGGUAUGGUGUAGAGUGGGUGUCGAGCACAGUUUGGGUGGGGUUAGGGUUAGGUUCAGGCACAGUUUAGAGGGUGGUCGGGCACUGUUGGGGUGGGGUUAGGUUAGGCCAGGCACAGUUUAGAGGGUGGUAGGGCACUGUUGGGGUGGGGUUAGGUUAGGCCAGGCACAGUUUAGUGGGUGCUCCGGCAGAGUUUGGGUGGGGUUAGGUUAGGCCAGGCACAGUUUAGAGGGUGGUCGGGCACUGUUGGGGUGGGGUUAGGGUUAGGCCAGGCACAGUUUAGGAUGGUGAUGUGAGGGAACAACAAGCCCACAGGACGUACUGCUGCUACAUUCCAAAUAAGCUCUUUUUUUCCACAUUGAGACGAAUAUUUUAAAUGAUGAAGCCAGUGACUUGUUCAAAGAUUGGCAUUUGAGGUGUUUAGAAUAAGUUUUUCUCUGUAUUCCUCGUUGAUAUGUUCGUGUGAGGAAUCCCUCUAGUGUGUUUCUCGCUCGGUUUUAUUUCAGGGAGCUCUGGUUUUGCACUUGUCUGAGGAAACACUAAAGAGGUGUAGGAAUUCUGGAGAAACUUUAAAAAUGCAUUCUCAUCUACAAUGUCACCAUGAAGUGCACAAAGUAUCUGUUCCUAAAGAAACAAAACAGCAUUUGGAGCAACAUUGAUUACAUUGUGAGUGUAACCGAUUUCCCUUUGAGCUGCCGUUUGCUAGCUGUGUCUUUGUGGACCUCGAGGGACAAGCAGUAUUCAUUGUCAGACUGAAUGUACUCAGAAAAAACACUCGACAACCACUUGUAAUGUUUACAAACUUACGUAGUUUAUUAGAAUACACUAUUUGCAAUAUAAAAUGUUAUCUAAACCAUAAUUUAUAGAAUUCAGUAGUUCUUAUUGACUUUGAGAUGGGAUUUAUCAUUAAUGCUUGGAUAGUUUAGACUAUAGAGUCCCCCCACAGGUGAUAGUACCACUUGUCACCUCUUGCCUGCAGACUAGGGCUGUGUUUGCUGUCCUCGGGCCACAGUUUAACAUGGAAAAUGGUGAAGGAAUGGCUUUUCAUAUUUGCAAGAAGCUGACAAACCAGCUAAUAUUCAUUGUUUCUUCCAGACUUAUUAUUGUAAUUUGCAGGUUAAUUUGAUCAGAUGAUCAUAUCAGAACUUGGAAUGUCAGAAGUCGCCUUUUGUUCUUUAGGACAAGGCUGAUCAACACCACCAUGUUGCACUAUCCUGCUCUCCCUCAUUCCCUGAAUAUCCAAAAAUCUAAUCUUCUCUGUCCUGAACACAACAGUGAUGGUCUCCACCCACUAUAUGGGUGAAAAGCAUCUCCUGCACCGAGUCACAAAUGACUGGGCUGUUACUUACAGAUGACAAUACCUGGACGUGCAAACCAAAGUCAUGGGGAAAACGUCAUUCCAGCAUCUCCCCUGUCAGGCACCAUCAGAAUUGGUAUGUACCUUUAAGAUCAUCGCCUGCACUGAACUCUGGAGUACUGGCCCAACCUAUUCUUGUCUUCCGUUGACAGUGCCUGAGUCUCUGGCAAAGCUCCAUCACAGUCCCUCUGUCCAAACCCUUUUGAACAUUACACUGAAUCUGCAUCCACUGACCCUGGAAGUGCUUCCACAACCACCACUGUAAAAUCCUUGUGUCAUUUGGUUCUCUUGCCCAUCACCACUCUUUGCGUCUGAGUGCUUGCCAAUAAAACAGUUUCUCUCUGACCUUCGUGAUUUAAGAUGCUGCCUGUAGAACAGUCAUGAGUAUUUCUGUUCCAAGGAGAGCUUCAGCCUCUCCUGUCUUUCCACAACUAACCCUUAUCCAUGCCUUUGGUAAUUCUCUUGCUGGAGCUGUAGUUUAAUAUUCACCUUUAUUGUUAAAGCCCAGGGUCGCAUCUCAACCUACAACACUUGUGCAUGUACAUCUCACAUCUUUCUGUUCUUGUACUCAUUUAGAACUCUGCCCUCAUUUGGACUGCCCCUUCCCAUGCUUCCCACCAAAAUAUAAACCUUUAUACUUCUCUGCACCCCACAGAUCGGCUGCAAUUAUUCCCUUCCCACCUGACUGCCUGUACUCCUUGCAGCAGAGUGACCGCUCUCUCCUCUCCUACUGCCAGGAGAUUCCUGUGGCUGUCUCACCGCUGGAGUCAGAGCCUGGCUUUAUUGACCUUUCCAUCCAGCUUUGUGAAGUGGUAGAUGUAACUGCAGUCAGAGUGCAGGAAACCUGCCAGUGUCUCUGAGCGUCACUCUUUCACUCACUUAAAUCCUUUUAUUCUGUUAGUAGUCAAAGUAGUAAAACAUUUGCAUUGCCUGAAAGGUUGCUGCUGUGAUUGCACUGAAUUUGACCUGAAAUGUUGUCCACUUGUUAACAUGUUGACCAGUUUGUGAAGUGAGAUAGGAAUUAUUCCAUCCUAUCUCCUGCUGUGGAGUGAAUGUUUGGCAUUUGUGAUGAGGAGCUCUUUACUUCUCCUCCUCUCCCCAUGAGCUUGCUCAGAUGAUUCAUCGAUGUGAAUACUCAGCAUUCCCAACCAAACACUGAUGGCAGUUUUACACAAGAUAUCUACUUCAGCAGUUUUGCUGCAGAAAGUCAUGAUAAUUGAGGAUAGUAAUGUGUUCUAAUGAUCCUAGAACGACUUCACACACUGAGCAUCUGAUGGUCUCUGACAUUUACAGUGACCCUGGUAUUCCUGCAGUGCCUGAGUACUAUCCUGCAGCCAUUCCUCACCAUCCGUAUUAAUCUGACAAACCUCCGUUACUAGGGCUUCUCCGAGUUCUUCAGCUCCCUGUUGCUGCUGGCGGGAAGAGUUCUGAAUGAUUCUGCUCAUGGGUCGUGGAUGUUGAAAUGAUGGCCUUGUCCAAAGAGAUACCUGCCUAAUCAAACAGCACUUUGUGGAGCAGGGCAAGGGAUAACUUUAGUUAAACAUGUUCUUUGUAACCCAGUGCAUUAUGAAAUGCAUUUAUUCUCUUUCUGACAACUGGGACCAGCUGAUUUCUUAAUCAUUGGUGCCUUGAGUUCAAAUCUACAAAUUAUUCUUGUUCUGCUAUGUAAACUCUGGGAAAGAUCACUGGCAAGGAAUGAGACAGAUAGGUUAGUGAUGAUCGAAUCAAAUGGGCAUGUGAGCGUUCUGGUUUGUACAAUGGCCAGAGGUUGAGAGACUGGGUCAGUCCUGCCAGUCCCACCUGCCACUGCUUCCUACACCUCUGCAUGGAAUGUUCCCUUGCAUUUCAUUUGAAAUAGAACCUGGUCAGGCUCAAAUUAACAGAGUGAGGUGAAGGAAAGUGAGCGGGAUACAGUGGGGAUAAGCCUUUGAUAUUUUGUCAACUCUGCAACUGAGAGGUGUUGACCCUGUCAAUGUGCCCAUAGGUGGCAACCCACUGAAGGGGAGAAAUGAUCCAGUGGCAUCAAUGGGAAUGCUGUAGAAUAGUCUGGUGUUGAAUAAGAUUGCAAACUAAAAUAAGAUUGCAUUGUUCAGUACAGGCUGGAUGUUUGUGAGCGUGAGACUGUACAACUCAAGUGUUUCAUUUAAACCAUGAAGUUAGACAUCAGAACUUUUAUCUUACAAGCACCCAGUUAAUUACCUUUUAUCAAUUCUAUGGAUAAACAUGAAGCCCCAUAAUAAAAAUAACUCUAGCCUGUUUACUUAUAGGUUUAAAGUGCUGUUCAGUAUUACUGUUAUUUAACAAGUUCAAAUCAGAGGUCUUUAAUGUUUACAUUUGCAUUUUGCUUAAUUGAAAGUAAUAAAGGAUUGUGUAAAACAGUGUUUGCAGAGGUCUGUGCAUCAGCUCUGUGUAAUUCCAUCUUUAUAAUGAUGCCUUUUGUUAGCUUUUGCUGACGUCUAGUAAAAACUCCAGAAUGUUUUUGUGUACAACUGAAUAAAUUUGUUCCAUAUUUCAU